CCUUUUUGUUAUAGCUUUUAAAGCAUUUCUAUCAUUUUGAAAUGUUAUUUGUUUUGUAAGAGAAAAGCGGAAACUCAACCUGGAUAUGCGCUUUUAAAUUCCUUAUCGUUUAUGACGAAGAGACGACUGUCGGUUGGAAGAAUCGUGCCAAACCUCAACAUUUCCCAACACAGCUGAGAAAAUAUGGCGGCUGUGAAUGUACACAGUACAAAUGCUUCAGAAAAUAAUCUAAGUCGUCAUGAUAUGUUGGCUUGGAUCAACGAUACUCUGCAAACAAGUUACACAAAAAUUGAAGAGCUUUGUUCGGGAGCAGCAUACUGCCAGUUCAUGGAUCUCCUUUUUCCUGGUAGCGUGAUACUAAAAAAAGUAAAAUUCAAUACAAAAUUAGAACAUGAAUUCAUACAAAAUUUCAAGCAGCUUCAAGCCUGUUUCCAGAAAUUAGGAGUAGAUAAGAUAGUACCUGUUGAAAAACUUGUCAAGGGCAAAUUUCAAGACAACUUUGAGUUUGUGCAGUGGUUUAAAAGAUUUUUUGAUGCAAAUUAUGGAGGUCAGGAAUAUGAUCCAGUUUCAGCUAGAGGAGGAGAACAACUAGGACAGGUUGCGAAAACUGGAGCUAUAAAUAAGGCCCCGACAGCCAAGCCUUCAGUUUCUAAAACUAGUCAACCUCCACCACAAAGAAUAGUGAAACAACCAAGUAAAAGUCCUGCUAGUAAUUUGGUCAGGAGGUCGCCUGGUGCACCUAAUCACUCUGCUGGUGGGGAUAGUCAAGUCAUAGAAGAACUGAAAGGACAGAUAGAACAGUUGAAUAUUGAUAAAGAAGGAUUGGAAAAAGAGAGAGAUUUCUACUUUAACAAGUUGCGUGAAAUUGAAGUUAUCUGCCAAGACAAUGAAGGGAUGCCUCACAUCAAAGAAAUCAUGGAUGUUCUCUAUGCAACUGAGGAAGGAUUUGCUCCACCUGAAGAUGACCCCGAACUGGAUGGCGGAGAGCAGGAAGAAUAUUAAUAACCAUUUCCAUCAGAACAUUUCCCAAGAAGAAGCCCUUGUGAGAAAUUUGAGACAAGAAAUUGUAUUGUUUCUGAACACCAGCAUUUGUUUCAUCCCUUUGUAUAUUGGUUCAGGUGGGGAGAAAAUGAUGGCCACUGUCUGAAUGAAUGCACUUUUUUUUUGUCUUUUCAAACUUUACCUUGUCUGUCUUUGAAUGGAUGCACUUUUUGUCCUUUCAAAAUUCUGUCUUCUUUGUUCACUGUGCCACUGUGUGCUUGGUAAUGUGUUCACUCUCUUUCUAGAAUUGUUUAGUGUAAUCAUGGCUGAAGCAUGCCUAUUGGAGAAAAAUGAUAAUUAUCUUGUGUCCCAUUGGUCACUCUGUCUUAGGUUGCUCAUUAUAAAUCAUCAAGACCAUUGGCUGUCACUCCUCUCUGGGGAUAGAAAUCUAUAAAUAUUCAUGUUUGUACAACACCUCUAUUUAUUAUUCUUUUUUUUUUAUAUAUAUAUAUAUAUUAUUGAUUACAACUUUAUGACUCACGCCAAUAUUAUUCAAGCUAAACAUUUUUGCUAAGUAGCAGCAAUAGACUUGAAUAGUUAAGAAAUAGUAACUCUUCCAAGUAUCCAAUAUUGGUUCAGUGAUACUCUUAACAAAUGUGUAAUUAGCAAAACAAUUUAUAAAUAAGGAUUGAAAAUCUCAAGAUUAUUUUCUCUCACAUAUUUCUGUUUAUGUAUUUUUUGUUGUUAAAAUUGUUUCCAAAAAAGAAAUCUAGUUUUAUCAGUUGUAGUCAAAUGACACUGACUAUAUAUUCCACUCAUGAUUGAAGAAGCUAACCUAGGACAGUGUCUUUGUGAAGUCUAACAGCCUUAUGAGUUGACAAAGCAGGAGUGUUGCUUGUUUCAUUCUGCUUAUCUGUGGACUUCCAUGUUUGAAGCUGUGAUUAUUUGUCAGCCUGACUGUUAUGUUUUCAAAUACAAGACAGAAAUGUGUUGUUUUUUUUUCUGCUGCUUUGCCUUACACUCAAAGAAUGCCACCACUACUGCAUUAUCAGUGAGGUACAUUGAUUCUUAUCUGACAGUGCUACAGGCACAGUCUCUAAUUCUUGUUCUAUAAAUGGUAUUUAUAACUAUUACAGAGAUAGAGGGCAAAAAAUUUCCUUGAACAAUUUUAAAAUCUAUAUAUUAGACAAUGAAAUUUUUUUUACGAUCGAUGUUAACAAAAUUUGUUAGAAUGAAAUAUCUAUGAUUUGAGAAUGAAAUAUCUAUGAUUUGGAAUGCAAGUAAUUCUAAGCCAUUUAAAUCCUGCUUACGUGUGGAAGGAAAUUUUGUUUUCUUCUCAAUUGACCAUGUGUUUUUAAUUUUGUACUGCUAGUUUAAUAACAUUUCUAGUAAUUAGAAUUACUUCUUAAGUUGUUUUCUCUUUUUUUUUUAUACCUUUAAUUUUCAAGUAGUAGACUUAAGAUUGAACAAAUAGUAAGGUAGGAAAGCCUGACAAUCAUUGGCUUGUAUUGUUUCAAAUAUACCUUUGUAUAUAAAUAAAAGACAUUUCAUAAUU
Biomphalaria glabrata is the source of this 2536-nucleotide messenger RNA. RefSeq names its product microtubule-associated protein RP/EB family member 1-like. The transcript has 8 exons. The coding region runs from base 184 to 1002 and encodes 272 amino acids. The record is from RefSeq and is a predicted model, not a curated record. Gene Ontology annotation, molecular function: microtubule plus-end binding. NCBI's taxonomy places the organism in Eukaryota, Metazoa, Mollusca, Gastropoda, Planorbidae. Gene Ontology annotation, biological process: protein localization to microtubule plus-end; spindle assembly; regulation of microtubule polymerization or depolymerization. Gene Ontology annotation, cellular component: cytoplasmic microtubule; microtubule plus-end; microtubule organizing center.